Molecule: messenger RNA, 4905 nt
Organism: Anopheles nili
Lineage: Eukaryota; Metazoa; Arthropoda; Insecta; Diptera; Culicidae
Product: methyl-CpG-binding domain protein 5-like
Exons: 9
Coding region: 1-4905 (1634 amino acids)
Cellular component (GO): chromocenter; nucleus
Molecular function (GO): DNA binding; chromatin binding
Source: RefSeq, a predicted model, not a curated record
AUGGCUGCCGCCCGGGCGGAUAAUAGCAAAAAACAAGAUGACAAGAGCAUCAAGUCAAUACAACAUGCAAAACCAGCCUUGCCGCCACAGCGCUAUCCGAUAAUUCUGCUAAAUGGCAAGAAACAACCUACUAAUGCACUGUCACAAUCAACCUCGGUCUCUUUGUCAUCGCGUCAGAAUGUGCUGCAUCGGCUGGGUUCAUUGCAGCCUCGGCUCCUCCAACAGGAGCCAGAAGCACAAUUGCCUGUCUCUGCUGGUCCAACGAUGAAGCCCUCUUCUGCCUUGGUCAGCCCAACGACGGCCCCAGGCCACCGGGCCUUGGUACCAUCAAUAUCCGUCUGUAACGCUGCACCGGUGAUAAUUAACUCCGAGAGCUUACGUCGGACGGUGUACACUACGCUACCUCCCGCAACGUUACACAGCAGUAACCUCAACACCAGCACUGGCACCUCUGUUGAUGGAGUUAAUUCUAUAGUCAGUUUCGCGGAUAAACCUGCGGUUACGAUUCCUGUACCCUCAACAACCGAUGGUCUCAUUUCGGUUGUGCGGCCAACUUCUGGUGGAACUGUUGUACCUCCCGUCUCAAGUACCCCUAAUGCAAACUCCUUUAGUAAGCAACCAAACACUGCAACAAAUGAAGUAAAACUAUCACUGGUUGCCAAACUGCCAAUCAAAAACGGAGAAACAAUGAAUUCUAGUACCAAACGAACCAUCAAUGGCUUACAAUCGGUAACUAUUGCUAACAGACCGAAUGGUGUCACUGCACAGGCUUCCAUACAGUAUAAUAAUGCUCCAGGAUGGCGGCGUAUCUUGCGUAACAAAGUUAUAGUUUAUAUAAGCCCUUCAAAUGCCGUACUUCAUAAUUUUGAUCAAGUAAAGGAGUAUCUGCUUACUGCCGGUACGUGCAAAUGUGGUUUGCCCUGCCCGUUCUAUCCGGAAGUAUUUUUCCAAUUCGAUGCUGAGAUUCCGAACCUCUCGAUGCCUCCCAGAAGUAAACAAGUAGAAUCGUGCACGCAUUUGAAAGCGAUGGUUACUGGAUCGGAAAGGACAAAAAGAGUGCACACGGAGACUAUAGCAAAUAACGUACAACGAAUAGCUUGUGGUUCCGUCCAUCGUGCACAGAGUGCAAUUUUGCUGAAGACACCUCCUUGGCGUAAGAAUAUUCCCAUUGGGAAAAUAUCCUCAUCUGGUUCCACGCUACUGCCCACAGCUAUCAACCAAUCGUUUCCAGCAAAAAUAGUAUCAGCAAGUGAUACUAGCCUCAAUACACCCGUUCAAGAUCGGCUCGAUUCGUUAGUUACAAAAGUUACGUGUACGCCAAAGAGCGACAGUACAAGCACGUCUUACGCCGUUGGCACCGCAGGACAUGAUGCUUCAGACAAGCAACCACCAUUAAAGGACCCUGUUGCAAUGGUAGAGAGUGACAAAAUUGACUGCAAAUCUAGAACAAUACCGACGCAGAAGAAAAAACCAACGUUCAAAGAUGACCCUACGGGCUACUUGAACCAACAAACAGCCAUUUUGCACAAUUCCAUUUCUAUACUUCACUCACCCGAUCGACGAUCCCCAUUGACGUUGAGUGAAUUAAGUCCCAAGGCAACCAUAUCAAGCUCCGACACACAAAAGCCCGUCCAAAAUAACAUCUCUGAGAGCAGGGAAAUAACAACCACCAAGAUGGCAGCAUCCAACCCGUCGAAAGAUGAUCACACGUGUACACGCCGUCAACGAACGGUUAAUCGAAUUUUGCCAAAAAUUCGUUUGCAACAAACACAAUUAACGGGGCCAACAAAACCUCUUCCGAGCGUACUGAGAUUCGAAGCAGAAAGCACUAGUUUUAACAAUCAAGCCUUGGCCAUCACUAACAGUAUUACAAGUAAGAGAGUAACGGAUCGAAACAAGACGUUACCGAUUACCAGAAUAACCAGUCAGAAUGAAAAUAGUAAGAUGACAUACUUCGUACAUGCUAAUAGUACUCGGCCGACGCCAAUAGAACAUUGUUCUUCGGCAAAAGUAGCUAAAUUGAAUGUUUCGACGACUAGUGAAUCCUUGAUUUCCGUUCCAAAUUCGUACCCAAUGACAAGUACGACAACGACCACAACUAUCGCUAGAACGAAUCCCACAACAACGGCUACAGCAACAAUGCUCGUUUCAUCACGUUCUACACAGCUGAUCAAUACUGGUGGAGCGCAAAUCGUUGUAAUUGAUGGUCUACAGCAUUCGGCUAUGCCAAGCACUUCAGAGGUAAAUCGGGUUCGAAUUACAGGGUUCCAUCCUUCACGACAACAGGCGACAAGUGCACAGAUUCAACAGCAACAAAAACAGCAACUGCAGCAUGAGAUCCAACCGAAAGAACCCCAUCAGUCCCAGCAACAACCGAACAUCAUUAACUACAACCUGCCACGUGGACCGAAUAACACAACUGGACCAUUAUCUAACCCAACAGUAUCGACGAUGACUUCUGCCGCGAUGGUUAUUAACGGCGCCAAUAUCAUUCAUCUCAGUAACGGUCUGCAGUCUAGUAACACAGCUACCAGACAGCUGUUGUCCACCUACGGUGGGGUGUUAACAUCUAAUUCGUCAUGCCCGACUAGCUCCAAUCAGUGCCUGUCUCAAAACACAUCAGCGCUCGGUUCCACCAAAACACCUCUCACUCUAACAAAUGGUUCACUUGGCCUAGCAUCUGGCCCAACGGUCGUACUCAAUCCUACUACGAGCAUUCGAUUUACUGAUAGCUCCAACCUAAAUACAUCUGGUACUUUUACUACAUCGACGGUACCGUCCGGCUUUGAUAAGCUUAGCUGUGGGCCAGAAAGUGUGCGUCCGAUCAUCGACAAUUUCCAAUACCCUCCAUGUUCUACUUCGAGCACAAAUGGAUCGAAUCUAGCUACCAUUGAAGGAAGGAAGAUAAAAAAACAAAUGAAGAAUGUACUCAGUGACGGCACUAUGGGCACGACUACAGGAAUUAGUAGUGGCAUCGUGUUACCACCUUCUUCGAUCACGGCCUUGAACCAACCUCAAUCAGCGUUUCAACAGCAAUUACAUACUCCUUUUGUGCAGAUUGCCGCCCCGUAUGGUGGCCUUCAGAAUAUUCAGCUCGCCUCAAAUCUAUCUGGAAUAACCGUAGUCCCCGUAACUAAAUCGGCACCAAUUGUGCUACCAUCGCCAACUUCUAGCCAGCAUACGCAACCACAGCAACAUCAACAGCAACAACAUCAACAACCAUAUAACCUGCUCGGACAGACUCAAACGAUUCUCUUGCCAGCCGGCAGUAUGGUAAUGACAUCGGAUGCAACUUCGCCCACAACAACCUUACUCCAAAUACAAAACAUGGGAGCAUGCACUAGCAGCGCAUCGCUUCUUACCAACCAAUCAGGAAUCGUAUUACGACAUCCUAAACCUACUCCAACCAGUUUCCUUUCGACGGUGGGCUCGCAAUCCUUUCUAAUAGGAGCAAAUAGUGGUUCCAGUACUGCCCGCUCCGUAAGCAUGGGGCAGCGACAGCUGACCGCAACAAGUGGAGCUACACUUUUUGGAACUAGUGCAACAGCCCCCCUAGGUAUAGUUACCGCCCAGUCUCUCACAGUUGGUAGUAUCUCAAUUCAGCAAGCAGAGCUAUCAUUGACACCCUCAUCUGCUAAUAGCACUGUUGUCAAACAACCAGAUAUAUCAGCUAAGAUUAUCGAUGCUAGCAAGCAAAUCGAUAUGAGUCAAAAUCAAACAUGUGGCAAAGUGCUACUGCAUUGUGAUGUAACAUCUCAAGAUUUAUCGGGAAGCUCUGGUGAUAAUAAUUAUGGAAGUAUUGAUGCAAAAAUCCGAAACUGUAGUUCCACCAGAGAUGCAGAUCGUAAACCUGCAGUUUACAAUGUCAAAAAUAGUAUGCGCUUAGCCUGUUCUACAUCCGAUGUGCCAGCGGUUACCGCAAUAGAAUCAGAUGACCAAAUUAAAUCAUGGCGAAAUGUUACCAAACAAGGUCGCCUACUGCUUAACUCACCAGAUCGCACAUGCAGAGAAGCACUUUCCGAAGAGCGUGUUACAGGCAUAAGUGAACGACGAGGGGUUACUUCGCAGCCCACGGACAAACAUCUCACGGCCGGUGCAGAAUGUGUCAAGUUGAACCUCACCAUACCGCAAUCAACAACCGAAGGAUCUUUGUGCCUGUUUGCAGAUCUCCCAGAUCAAUCGUAUGACACCGCGACCCCGUUGAUUCCGAAAUCUCCUGCAAAAUCCCGCAAAAGACGAUUAGCACGGAGCGAGCUUAGUGCACAGCCAAGCGCCGACACUACCGCCAACGCUGAACAGGAUGAAACUAUUGACAGUAAUCAAUGCAUUGUAUCAGGAGAGCAGACAUCACACUGGUUCCGCGUAGGUGAUCUAGUGUGGGGAGCCGUGCGUGGCUUUCCUGCCUGGCCGGGUAAAGUGCUACCAUCUCCGCCUCCGUCUCCAUCCAUCGAAAUCAACAAGCAUCUUGGCGAGUGUACUUCAUCUUCAUCGACUUCUUUGAUGGUAAAAAAAUCCGUGUCACCCACAGACGCUGCACAGCAGAAAUACGUCUGGGUGCGAUGGUUCGGUACGGGGCGCACCAACGCGGAGAGAGUCGAGGUCGCCACUUUGCAGAGCCUUUCUGAAGGUUUGGAGUCUCAUCAUCGCGCGCUAAAGGAUACUAGAAAGAGCCGUAAACUAAACUCGCAUCUAGAGUAUGCAAUUCAGCAGGCGAUGCAAGAGUUAGAUCAGACAGCGACCACAUCUGGUCUCAACCGCCGAGGAUCCACUGUCAGUAAACAACAGCGGCGGCGUAGGCGACGCAAACCGGGCAAACACCGCACAUCCAGUGCUAGCAGUAUGUGCAAUAAAAGAACCGCUAGUGUUCGCUAUUUGCGUGGCAACAAAUUUAAAGCCAAAUCGUGA